AUGUUGUCUACUCUCUCUUUCUGUAUCCGCUGUGCUCUGUUUCUCUCCCUCUCGUUCCAUUCUUUUUCUUCUGUCCCACAGAUCAGUUCACUGAUUCCAGCGACUCUACUACGGGCGAUGAUGAUGACGGCGAUGACGGCGACUGCGCUGCGCCGUGAGGUGUGCGCCCUGUUGUCCCUCGCGCUGUUGUGCUGCUGCGCUUCUGUGUGCGUGGCGGCUGCGACGGGGGCUGCUGUACAUUCAAAUGGUUUGUAUUUCGGAGGGCCUGCCGUGAACGUGUCGUUGGAGAUCUCGUGUGCGGACAGUAACAAGAAGUUGCAAUGGCGCUUCCCCGGCCAGACAAAUUGGACUAAGUGUGCGCUCCCACAGGGUGCUCAUGACUACAAUGUUGAUACGAAGGACACUGCAGGCUAUAAUGUGGAUGCAUCUUACAGUGACCAUGAUGUUGAUGUUGUUGUUUUUGAUACGGUAAGUGAGGAUUCCGGCCGUGUCAGUGAGUUACUGUGCCUCUCGGCCGAACAGAUGUACGUGGCUGCAAAAUGUAAUGAAUCCUGCACUUCAUCUAAUUCGGAUGCAACCGCGUUUACGAUGGAAUAUCCGACGAGUAACGCCAGUGGUGUGUACAAGGAGUGGAAAGCAAAAACAAAAGAGAAUUCUAAUCAUGCUGCUGCGGUUAGCACCUCAGGCAUCUGUCAGUUAAAAACUACUGUUGAAGGGACACCUGAGAAGGUCAACAGUGGACUUCAUGAGGCCGCUGCAGCGGCGUCGGCAGCACAAGUGCCAGCAGUGGAGGCACCCGCAGCGGGGCAGGCUGCAGGCAGUUCGAGUUCGGCUGCGAGUGGGGCCUCAUCAUCGGCAGAGAAUAUUGAGCAGGGGAUAUCCUCAGCGGGCCCAAAACCCGGCAACACUUCGCAGCUGCCAACAGGCGAAGGGGUUGGCAGAACGGAUGCAUCCGGGACGACGCAAACACCCUCAGCCACUCCCGCCAGCGGCAAUGGUGGGGCCUCCGGUGCCGCCUCACAGUCCGGCAACCCGACAUAUACGAGGGAGGCCAACAACAGUGCCACCACCGGAGCGCAGGAUCCCGGCACGUCGGACGGCAGCGCCAUCGCCACUGCGUGGGUGCACACACCACUGCUGCUGCUGCUGACCGCCCUUGCAUGUGCCGCUGGGCAGCGGUGCGGAGCAGCCACACAAGAAUGA
This is a messenger RNA of Trypanosoma cruzi, 1203 nucleotides long. Its product is annotated as mucin-like glycoprotein, putative. Bases 1 to 1203 code for a protein of 400 amino acids. NCBI's taxonomy places the organism in Eukaryota, Euglenozoa, Kinetoplastea, Trypanosomatida, Trypanosomatidae. The transcript has a single exon. The record is from RefSeq and is a predicted model, not a curated record.